GAGGGAGCGGAGAAUCUAGAAAGUUCAUUAGGCCGAAAGACACCGUGCGGCAAGGUACUGUACACAGCAAGGAUAAUGUAGAGGAUAUACAAACCGUCGGAUAUACAUUUCACUCAAGAUGAUGCGAUUCGUGCUGUGUGUUCUGUCCUUCGUGGCCUUGUCUUCUGCCUCUCCUUCGUCGCCGUCACACGGAUCCACAGUGGCCCCGACGCCGUUAACUCCUGUCACUUCCCUUUGCAAAGUCAUGGAUACCCCUGACGUCUGCCAGAUGAAGAAGACUCAGUGCGGCUUCAUCACGAAGGCCCUUUCUCCUCCGGGCGGAUACAUCAAGACUUACGUCAACUGUGCGAAGGAAGCCGGUGUCGUUCUGGGGUCCUUCUUCUACACGAGCAUUAGUGAUGCUUUCAAGAGCGGAGCCCCAGAGACAAUCGUUGAGAUGACCUCUCCUGACCCCAAAGUGGUUACCGGCAUCCGCCGCUGCGCCAUGAACGCUACAGGCCUGGUGUUCCCCGACAUGAGCUUGGACCGCAUGGCCAUCGCCAACAUCCUCGUCGUGACCGCCGGCGGAUCUCCCCUGGGCUACGCCGUGGCUGCCGCCUCCGCCUCCUGCUCCCAGCCUCGCUCGUACAGGAUGGCCGACUACUUGAGUUGCCUCAAGCAGGCUUGUAUCAAGCAACUGGUCCUGCCCACUGAGCCCGCUCCGUCUCCGCCAGCCUUCUCCAGCCAGUCCCCCGGCAGCUCUUCCUGAGGCGGCAGGAGCGCUCUCAGCCUUCUGUUAACUUGAUCACGGACUUCACUGCAGAUGGCUCUUGGCAGUAUGGCGUCUUCCGAACUUAGCUCCAAGUUCUGGACUCUUCCUUUCGAUAAUACUCUAAGAGACUGU
Molecule: messenger RNA, 883 nt
Organism: Penaeus monodon (black tiger shrimp)
Lineage: Eukaryota; Metazoa; Arthropoda; Malacostraca; Decapoda; Penaeidae
Exons: 5
Coding region: 119-748 (209 amino acids)
Source: RefSeq, a predicted model, not a curated record